AAUCAAACUUUUUUUCCAAAGAUUUCCAAAGAUUUUCCGAAUAAAAAUUUUUAUCCAGAAUUUUGGCUUUUACAUCGAUACGAACAUCGAUUGGAAAUAAAAAUUAUUCUCGAUUUCUAUCCAUAUGGUUUUCAAGAUAUGGGAAAUACCGACACAAAAUUAUCAUAUCGUCAAGCUGUUAUUAAUCUAACAACACGAUCACAGCCAAUCGAACCGGAUGAUGAAUUUUGGUCACAAUUUUGGCAUGAAAAUCAUAUCGAUUCGAUUGGUGAUGUAUUUGCAUUAUUAACUGCUCAAGAAAUACGUCAAUUACGUGAUGAAUCACCAUCAAAUCUAUCAACAUUAUGUUAUAAAGCUGUUGAACAAUUAGUUAGAGUUACUGAUACAUUAUGUAAUACAGCUAGUCAACAUCGUACAGUGCUUACUUGUUCGGCCUUAUUGACAAGAAUACUUCCAUAUCUUUUUGAAGAUUCAGAAUGGCGACAAUUUUUUUGGACACAAUUUCCAACAACACAAGAAUCUAUUGAUGAAAAUAAUUUAUUAUCAUCAACAUCAUCAUAUCAUCAUCAACGUAAUCGGCCUUUAAAAUCAGAUUUAUCUGGAUGUGAAAUUCUUAAUCAACAAAUUCCAUUAUCACAUUCAUUAUUAUUAGCAAUUGCAGAUUUAUUAUUUUGUCCAGAUUUUACUGUUGCACCAUUAGAUUCGAAAGGUAAUCGUUUCGGUGCACCGGAUACACCACCCGAAGAUUUACAAUCAAUCGAUAGUUGUGAAUAUAUUUGGGAAGCAGGUGUUGGUUGUUCAAUUGCAUCACCAUCAUCAACAACAUAUGAUAAUCAUCGUACACAAUUAUUACGAUUAUUAUUAACAUGUUUUUCCGAAUCAAUGUAUUGUUCGGCUGUACAUGUUGGCCAUCAACCAAAUCGUUGGAUACAAUUUUUUACAUCAAUUGAAAAUCGUCAUGCAUUACCAUUAUUUACAUCAUUAUUGAAUACAGUUUUUGCAUAUAAUCCAAAUAAUUUUUUACCAUUUAAUCAUCUAAUAUUUCAAGAUUCAAAAGAACCAUUAGUUGAAGUUUCAUUACAAAUAUUGAUUGUUAUUUUGGAUCAUGAUUUUUCCACACCAAUAUCAUCAUCAAUUGAAGAAGCAAAAAAAUCAUCACCACUUGUUUCAUCACAAGAUAAUCUAUUUAUUAAUUAUAUAAGUCGUAUACAUCGUGAAGAUGAUUUUGAAUUUAUUUUGAAAGGUUUUACAAAACUUUUAAAUAAUCCAUUACAACAAUCAUAUCUACCAAAUUCAAUGAAAAAAAUUAAAUUUCAUCAAGAAUUAUUGGUUUUAUUUUGGAAAAUAUGUGAUUAUAAUAAAAAAUUUAUGUAUUAUGUUCUGAAAACAUGCGAUGUAUUGAAAAUUUUAGUACCAAUACUAUAUCAUUUGAAUGAUGCUCGUGCAGAUCGAUCACGUGUUGGCCUGGUUCAUAUUGGUGUUUUUAUCAUACUGUUAUUAAGUGGUGAACGUAAUUUUGGUGUACGUUUAAAUCGUCCAUAUCAAGCAAUUGCACCAAUGGAUUUACCAAUAUUUUCCGGUACACAUGCUGAUCUUCUGGUGAUUGUAUUUCAUAAAUUAAUCACAACUGGUCAUCAACGUUUACAACCAUUAUUUGAUUGUUUACUUACCAUACUAGUGAAUGUUAGUCCUUAUCUAAAAACAUUAUCAAUGGUUGCAUCGGCAAAAAUUCUUCAUCUACUUGAAGCAUUUUCCACUCCAUGGUUUCUGUUCAGUAAUCCAACUAAUCAUCAUUUAGUAUUUUUUUUAUUAGAAAUAUUUAAUAAUAUUAUACAAUAUCAAUUUGAUGGUAAUUCAAAUUUAAUCUAUACAAUUAUACGUAAACGAAAUGUAUUUCAUACAUUAAGUAAUUUACCAACUGAUUAUGGAACCAUUCAACGAUCAUUAAAUCAGGCAAAAUUACAAACAUUUAAUUUGGCAACAGCAACAACAACCACCACUAAUCCAUCAACAGGACAAAUGAAACGAUUCAAUAGACAACAAUCAAAUAAAUCGAUUAAAAAUCAACAAGGAAGACCAUUAUCAUUGAUAGAAUCAUCAUCAUCAUCAAUAAAUCGAUCAUCAGUAAUUGAUUAUGAUGAUGAUAUAACACAUGCCACACAUUCACAUCCAUCAACACCAAUUGAUUGUAAUAAUGAAAAUCGUGGUAUAUCAUCAUCGACACAUCCAAUUACGACAAUGACAUCAUCAUCAUCACCAGUUGAUCAAUUAAUGACUGCUAAUGAACAAUCAAAUUGUUCACCAACACCAUCAUUAAUGUCAACAUCAACCAAUCAAAUGAUGAAUAUAACAUUAGCUGCUGUACCUAAAUUGGAAAAAAUGACUGAAAGAACACAUCCUAAUCCAAAAAUAGAUCAAGAAGAUAAUGAAGAUCAUGAACAAUCAACAGCAGCAGCAGCAUCAAAUCGAACAAAUUCACGAAGACCAAAAUCAAUGUCAAGGCAAUCAUCGACAGCAUCGGAUGAUCAUUCAUCGGCCGGUUCAUCAUCGAGAGGAUCAAAAGAACAGAAAAAUAUUGCACAAGAUAUUGGAAAUUGGCAUCCAACAACCGAAUGGAUUAUUUCAUGGAAACAAAAAUUACCAUUACAAACAAUUAUGCGAAUGUUACAGGUUUUAGUACCACAAGUAGAAAAAAUGUGUCUGGAUAAAGGAAUAACCGAUGAAAAUGAAAUAUUAAAAUUUCUACAACAUGGUACAUUAGUAGGAUUGUUACCUGUUCCACAUCCAAUUUUAAUACGAAAAUAUCAAACAAAUAUCGGUACAACAAUAUGGUUUCGAACAUAUAUGUGGGGAAUUAUUUAUUUAAGAAAUAGUGAUCCACCAAUAUGGUAUGAUACGGAAGUACGUUUGUUUGAAAUACAGAAAAGUUGAACAACAAGCAACAAACGACAAAUCUUAAUUUUUUCUUGUUUGUUUUGAAUUUGUUUUUUUUCAAUUAUUUAAUAUGAUUAUCGAG
This is a messenger RNA of Dermatophagoides pteronyssinus (European house dust mite), 3016 nucleotides long. RefSeq names its product protein HID1. Gene Ontology annotation, cellular component: Golgi medial cisterna; Golgi trans cisterna; membrane. The record is from RefSeq and is a predicted model, not a curated record. NCBI's taxonomy places the organism in Eukaryota, Metazoa, Arthropoda, Arachnida, Sarcoptiformes, Pyroglyphidae.